GGUUACCGAGGUAUCGUAAACACUCGAUUUGUCGAAUGGAUUCCAAGCGAGCGAGUUCUUCUCGCUACAUGACAAUAACAAUCAAACUCCUGUCAAAUUAUAUGGAAUUGUGUUCUAUGGCUUGAUUAUAAUACAUGAUCAUGCCUGGCGUCGAAUGUAAGUUACCGGAAGGCUGGGAGCGCUCGGAAACUACCAGUGGAAUCCCUUAUUAUAUCAAUCAUGAGACGGAGAAAACACAGUGGGACCACCCAGCCAUGAUUCAGCUAAUGCAUGACUUAGCUGAGCUGAACAACAUAAAAUAUGCAGCCUACCGCACUGCAAUGAAGCUCAGAGCUAUCCACAAGAAAACACAAUUGUACCUUGUAGAGAUCCCGAUACUCACUGCAACAUUAGAUGAAGAGGACGUUCCUGAUGGCUACACUGAAAAAGCUUUGUCAAUCCCUGAAGCUUCUAAAAUUAUCACAGCUUUAUUUAUUAAUCAAAAUGGCGACCGGCAAGACUUUAUUGACAUACCAAUGGCCAGUGACUUAACCCUCAACUUGAUGCUCAAUAUUUAUGACCCUGGUCGAACUGGUUACAUCCAAGCUCUGUCACUGAAAAUUGGUAUAUCCCUCUUAUGUGCUGCAAAGUUACAAGACAAAUACAGAUAUUUAUUCAGACAAAUGUGUAAUAGCAGGGCAGUUUUGGAUAGAAAACGCCUAACAUUAUUUCUACAAGAAUGCUUACAGAUUCCGAAGUACAUUUAUGAGAGUACAAUCUUUAGUGGGACAAGUGUUGAGCCUGCAGUCAAAAACUGCUUUGAAACAUCAUGCUCCAUGUUAAACAUGGCAACUUUGGAUGAGUUCAUGGAAUGGAUGGUGGCCGAGCCUCAGACUAUUGUAUGGCUGCCAACCCUACACAGACUUGCGGUGUCUGAGACAGUCAAGCACGAGGCCAAGUGCAACAUCUGCAAGAUGUACCCCAUUGUAGGGUUCAGGUACCGUUGCUUGAAAUGUUUUAACUUCGAUCUCUGUCAGGGUUGUUUCUGGGCUGGGCGUGUAAGCAAGGGGCACAAGAUUGGCCAUCCGACUCAAGAAUACUGUCUUGCUCCUUCGCAAAAAGAAGACAUAAAAGACUUCGCGAAAGUCAUGCGUAAUAAAGUGAGCAAGAAGAAAAAGCCGACAGAUCCGGCCAAGGGUCGAUUUAUCGCCAUUCCAAAUCAGGACGCAGGGCCGGCCUCGGACGAUGAGUUUUCCGUGGAUGGUCCGUCCAAAAGCACGAAAUUCAGCCCUGAUACACACGACAUGUUGUGCUCAUACGCUGCAAGACUCGCAGAUUACGAGAAAACAGAAGCGAGUCCGCCCCGAGGAGAACCUUCCCAUAAACACCCACGUGAUCACAUUAAAGAUGAGCAAGAUUUAAUUUACCAUUACGCUAACAGUUUGGACCUGGAGCCCCCCAAACUGCCUGCUCGUCAGGAUACGGGAGACAUUGUACCGGAUCACGCCCUGGACCAGGAUCAACGGGACGAGCUAGAAGACUUGAUCGGGAGACUCGAGAUUGAUAACCGCGUUCUACGCGAUGAAAUCGACCACAUCCAUGAGUUACAGCAGCAGAGCCCUGAUCGAACGCUAGCGCUCGUCCCAGACUUCCUCGAUGACUCGGCCUCCGCGGAGCAGCUCCGACGACGCAAGGAACGCCUGGUAGCUCGCGAAGAGAUCCUCGAGGCCCACAACACUCAGCUGCAGAUCCAGCUGAGCAGGUUACGGGCCCUGCUCUACCAGGAUGGCACGUCACCAAGUAACCGGCCCGAGACAUCUUCCGCGAUAAAGGACCAACCUACCGGUCACCCGUUGAUAAGGACCCACCUAAGCCCGACCACGCCCCAUCAGCCAACACCCUUACCCGACAGCAUCGUCAUCCCUUGCCACACCUCCUCCCCCCGUUCUAGGGGGGACACCUCCGCCUUGUGGGGUGAAGAGUGCGCCCUCCUUGAUCAAGAGCGAAAGGGCACACCCCCAGAAGUUCGUAGAGUCCGCGAAUUUCACGUUCCCUUCGCCGAGUCUACAAAUUCUGUGAAUUUGACACAAACUUCUGCUGCACCUACUUCUUCAGCAUCGACGCACAUCCCCCCGGAAACAAUACAUUUUAGUUUUGGAAACGUUACUAUGCCGGUUUUCGGUCAGGAGGGGUAUUUGCUGAAUUCCCAGCCAAUUGUCUCUUCCCCGGAUCCAGGGUAUGUAAAUCACUCGGGUUAUGCAUCGCAGGAAGAGGAGGAACUGGAUCGGAUUGUGGAUCGGAUGACUAACGCCUUUCCACUUGAUCUCGAAUCAGGCGUGUCCAUGGAAGUCCAUAAUGACCUCUUCGUCGCUGCAAGCAUGGUAGGGGAAGCAAUGCAAUCCAUGGUGACAGCGGUCUCUCGUCAAAGAGGCUCCGGGGACUCCCCGGGUUCCUACGCGCAAGAUAUUACCGAUGACGACACAACACUAUACUCCCAGAAUGGACAUCGAAGAUGAAAGACUAAAGCAUGCUUUUGCGGUGGUCUCCCUGUGGUCUUGGGCUAUUCAACUCUUGUUCCCAGAGCCUCUUAUUUCUGCAGCAUGGAAACACGUUAUGCCACGGCCAUAUCUGAUCUGAAUGUAGUCUUCACAGACGGGUCAUCUUAUCACGACCGUUUAGUAGGCCUUUCUGGAAGUGAUAUUCUGUGGCAUAGAAGCAGGAAGGGGGAGUAAAGCAUAUUGUAGUAACCGCAAAAGAACUUUUAGAAAUUGACAGUCUAAAUUGCUGUAUCAUACUCAUACCUGGCUGCUACAAUUUGCAAAAGGCACAAGUUGCGCAAUGUAUUAUCGGGAAAUUUAUUAAUGUAAAUGAUCUAAUAAACAACUGGGGCGUUUAUUAAAUUUGAUGGUGUGAGGGGGUGGGGGGGGGGCGUUCAAUAGAUAGGAAACGUUUAUUAGAGAGGGGCAUUCUUUACAAACUAUAACAAUACAACAAACCCAAGUGCGUUGGGGUUUUAAUCUCAGUCAGGAUCACAUUAAAUUAUAGCCUGCAUGGCAAUCAUUUAUUGGUUUCUUGACAUUGAGCUCUCACCCAGUAGAAGCCAAGCUCAUAUUAAGCAAGAAGGCAAUUGAAUUUGAUUUAUAUUACCGGAAAACGUGUCGUUUGUUUCUAAGCUGGGAGGCAGGGUAGGGUAGGGGGGGGAAUCUAUUAGAGAGGGACCUUCGAUACAAAUUUGUAAGCUUCGUGGGGGUGAGGCGUUCAUUAGAUCAUUUACGGUAGGGAGAAAUAAAAAAGAAAUAGUUGAACUUCCCAGAAAGCAUUGCACACCACCAAAAGUCUGAGGUCUCAGGACCUCAUUUUCUCGUCCUUAUCUUAGCAACUGGGUGCAAGUCUGCAGUUGAAUCAGAUUAAAGACACAAACUCUU
This is a messenger RNA of Nematostella vectensis (starlet sea anemone), 3404 nucleotides long. RefSeq names its product dystrophin. Gene Ontology annotation, cellular component: plasma membrane. NCBI's taxonomy places the organism in Eukaryota, Metazoa, Cnidaria, Anthozoa, Actiniaria, Edwardsiidae. The transcript has 22 exons. The record is from RefSeq and is a predicted model, not a curated record. Gene Ontology annotation, biological process: synaptic signaling. The coding region runs from base 135 to 2495 and encodes 786 amino acids. Gene Ontology annotation, molecular function: protein binding; zinc ion binding.